Molecule: messenger RNA, 1053 nt
Organism: Lactuca virosa
Lineage: Eukaryota; Viridiplantae; Streptophyta; Magnoliopsida; Asterales; Asteraceae
Source: the annotation of a GenBank genome assembly
AUGUUAAAAACGCUGAAUACGACCACCAACCAAGAAACCAGAUUCAUCGAUCGAUAUCUCGUUACCCAUCUUCAUGUUAAACAGGAGAUAAUGGAUUCAGGAGAAGGUAAGCCUAGGUGGGUUCAUUACGCUAAUAGUUCCGUAGUUCAAGAAGAUUACAAGGGAACUUCACCAUCUUCAUCUAAAUCACCUUCAGAAGAAAGUCCUGGUGAUGGAGUCAAGUUAUAUGAUCUUGCAGGUGACACCAAAUGGUGGUUACACCAUCAACCUAAAGAAAAUCCCACCUCUUUCUGGGAACCAUCAUGGGAAACCAUGGAAAUGGAAGAAAAAUAUGCAAAAAUCAAGGAAUUUGAAGCAGAGAAAAAGAGUCAAGAUGAACUGAGCAAGGCUGAGCUUUUGGAAGCACUUUGCCAUUCUCAAACACGAGCAAGGGAAGCUGAAAAAGCUGCACAAAAAGCAAACAACGAAAAAGAAGACAUGAUCAGUCAGUUUAUGAAGCAAGCUUCACAGCUAUUUGCUUACAAGCAAUGGUUUCGUAUAUUGCAACUGGAAGCUACUAGGAACAGUAAGUAUCAUCAGCAAAGGGUUUGGAAGAGAAAGAAGAAGGAGAAGGCUGACUCUGGAUCAUCAAGAUACAAAAAUGGCAAGUCUUUUGGGAGCUUUGUUUUGGGUUUGAGUCUUGGUGGUGCGGGUUUCUUACUUGGUUGGACAUUGGGUUGUAAAUUGAUAAAAAUGGAUUCCGCUGCUCCUGUGAUUGAAAAAGAUGCCCAAAAAACUAUUCCAUCUCCAUGGGAAUUCAGCUGUGAUUUGGAUGUAGAUUAUAAGUCCGAUGAAAAUGCUCGCAUAGUAUAUUCAACACUAGCUGUUGACAAGGAGCUUCAACCAGAUAAAGUCAAGCGGCUGAUGUCAGUGUCUGAUGGGAAACUUUCAGUGCAUUUUGAAGCAGUUGAAGCUAGAUUUCUUCGUGCAUCAUAUAGCGCCUUUAUGGAUGCCUUAACACUAGCCACAAAAACAAUCGAACAAUUUGGUGAUCUUGAGCAUCAAAACAUGUAG